CCUGUACAGCAACACAGAAUAUAUUGACUUAGGGUAAACUUAGUAAUUAAAGUGGGAAUAGCAUUUUAUGUAUUUUAAGGUUCCAGAGGAACUUGUUGAUGAAGGCCAGGAGUACUGGGGUCUAAGGAUUAUUUCUUAAAAUGAUGAGCACUGUUCUUAAAAACAAUGGAAUUUCUUUCUUCAAAUAUAGGAAAGAGGAGAACUGGAUCUGAGGAAGAGAUGGAGAAAUAAUAACCAUACAAUUUUCUCAUCUUCAUUAUAACAAUUCAUUUUUAGGACACAGAAGAUAUGCAUUGGAUUUCAACAGCCAUGCACAACCUGAGUAGCUACAACACAGGCCCCUUCACCCUUUCAGGCAUCCCUGGACUUGAGCAGUACCAUGUCUGGAUCAGCAUCCCUUUCUGCUUUAUUUAUUUUGUGGCCAUUGUGUGCAAUAGUAUUCUUGUCUAUCUCAUUGUGGUGGAGCACAGUCUUCACACACCCAUGUUCUUUUUCCUUUCUAUGCUGGCCUUGACAGAUCUCAUAUUGUCCACCACGUGUGUUCCCAAAACCCUUAGCAUCUUCUGGUUUGGUCCACAGAAAAUCAGUUUUCCUGGCUGUCUCACCCAGCUAUUCUUUUUGCACUACACUUUUGUCCUAGACUCAGCUAUACUGCUGGCCAUGGCAUUUGACCGCUAUGUGGCCAUCUGCUCUCCUUUGAGAUACACCACUAUUCUGACCUCCAAAGCCAUUGUCAAAAUUGCUGUGGGAAUCUCUUUACGGAGUUUCUGUGUUUUUGUCCCAUGUGUUUUCCUGGUGAAUCGCCUACCUUUCUGUAAGACACACAUCAUUGCUCACACAUACUGUGAGCACAUAGGUGUUGCCCGGCUUGCCUGUGCGGACAUCUCCAUCAACAUCUGGUAUGGUUUUUCUGUCCCCAUCAUGACAGUGAUUAUAGAUGUGAUCCUAAUUGCUGUCUCCUACACACUCAUCCUCGGUGCUGUUUUUCGCCUUCCCUCCCGAGAUGCACGCCAGAAGGCCCUUGGCACCUGUGGGUCCCAUAUCUGUGUCAUCCUCAUGUUCUAUAUUCCAGCAUUCUUCUCCAUCCUUGCCCAUCGCUUUGGACAUAAUGUCCCUCGUACCUUUCAUAUCAUGUUUGCCAACCUCUACGUGAUUAUUCCACCUGCACUCAACCCUAUUGUCUAUGGAGUAAAGACCAAGCAGAUCCGGGACAAAGUCAUUCUUCUGCUCUUUCCCAAGAGAUCCCAGUUAUAGAUGCUUGUAUCCUGGGGGAUCAGGGGAAAGUUCCUAAGUAUGUUAGGUCAAAGACUAAACCUGUAGCCAGCGACUUCAGAGAAAGAACACAUGAAAAAAUUCUUGAUUAAUCAGAACUUGUGUUUCCUUUGUUGUUUUAGGCAGAAGUC
Molecule: messenger RNA, 1403 nt
Organism: Ictidomys tridecemlineatus (thirteen-lined ground squirrel)
Lineage: Eukaryota; Metazoa; Chordata; Mammalia; Rodentia; Sciuridae
Product: olfactory receptor 52H1
Biological process (GO): G protein-coupled receptor signaling pathway
Cellular component (GO): plasma membrane
Molecular function (GO): G protein-coupled receptor activity; olfactory receptor activity
Source: RefSeq, a predicted model, not a curated record